Messenger RNA from Cucurbita maxima (winter squash), 1217 nucleotides. Its product is annotated as acidic mammalian chitinase-like. Lineage: Eukaryota; Viridiplantae; Streptophyta; Magnoliopsida; Cucurbitales; Cucurbitaceae. Gene Ontology annotation, cellular component: extracellular region. The record is from RefSeq and is a predicted model, not a curated record. The coding region runs from base 35 to 1195 and encodes 386 amino acids. The transcript has 2 exons. Gene Ontology annotation, molecular function: chitin binding; chitinase activity. Gene Ontology annotation, biological process: carbohydrate metabolic process; chitin catabolic process.
CACUCAUUAAUUCUCUGUUUUUCUAGUUUCAAUCAUGUCCCUCGCUCCCAAAUUCAUUCCGUCGCUGAUUUGCUAUGUUCUUCUACUUGCUGCUACAGAGCUCUCUGUUUUUGGCUCUGUUUCCGCCGUCGAAUCAUCACCGACGACUGCCGUUAUCCGAGGUGGUUACUGGCUUUCAUGGCUAGCCCAAACAUUCCCUCCGGCGGCAAUCUCCACCUCCCAUUUUACCCAUCUCUUCUACGCCUUCCUAGAACCAAAUAACGUAACCUUUGAAUUGACAGUCACUCCCAACGACGACCAAUGGAUGAGAAAUUUCACCUCAACCAUCCACGCCGCCGACCCUCAGAUCAAAACCUUCCUCUCAAUCGGCGGCGGUGGUUCCUCUGUUCCCAUCUUCGUUGCUAUGGCCGCUAACCAAACCUCCCGCUCCGCCUUCAUCGCGUCGGCCAUCUCCGUAGCCAGAUCGUACGGCUUCGACGGUCUAGAUUUGGAUUGGGAAUUCCCCAAUUCCACCGACGACAUGUCCCAUUUGUCUUCGCUCUUCAAAGAGUGGCGUCAAGCAAUCGAAACAGAGUCCUCCUCCAACGCCGACCGACCUCCGCUGGAGCUGUCGGCGGCCGUCUCGUACGCUUCCAGUUUCCCGUCGCCGCCUCGAUCAUAUCCCGCCGACGCGAUUACCGAGUACGUCGAUUUCAUUAGCCCGAUGUGCUUCGAUUACUUCGGGAAAUGGUCGCCAUCGGCCACAGGAUCACACGCUCAGCUCUUCGAUAAGACAAGCAAUUUCAGCACCAGCUACGGCAUAACAUCGUGGAUUGAGGCUGGAGUUCCGCCGGAGAAAUUAGUUAUGGGGUUGCCGGUGUACGGAAGGACGUGGCGGUUGAAGGACGCGUGUCAUCACGGUAUUGGAGCGUCGGCAGAGGGAGUUGGCCCAGGGAAUGAAGGCGUUAUGAUUUACUCUGAUGUGUUGGAGUUCAAUUCGGCCAACGGCGCCACCGAGGUGUUCGAUACGGCGUCGGUUUCGACUUAUUCGUUUGCGGGGACCACUUGGAUUGGGUAUGAUGGGCCGAAUUCCAUUGAUGUGAAGGUCAAGUAUGCGAAGGCCCAUGGGCUUCGUGGAUACUUUUUUUGGGCCCUCGGGUACGACAACAACUGGACCAUUGCGGAAGCAGCUCAAAAUGCAUGGAUGUAUGGGUGACGUCAUAAUUUUAAUUUAACAU